Ilyonectria robusta is the source of this 1408-nucleotide messenger RNA. RefSeq lists its product as uncharacterized. Gene Ontology annotation, cellular component: membrane. The record is from RefSeq and is a predicted model, not a curated record. Lineage: Eukaryota; Fungi; Ascomycota; Sordariomycetes; Hypocreales; Nectriaceae. Bases 214 to 1239 code for a protein of 341 amino acids. The transcript has 3 exons.
UCGACACGCUCAUGUCGAGGGCGCGUUGAGACAGGACUGGGAAUUAUUUCAAAGUGCGAAAACUUGUGUUGUGUGCUUUGUUGCUUGCCGUGUGAUAUCGCCUUCAACACCCCGCGACAAGCCCGGGACCAAUCAACUUACAAGGUUGACGGCAUCAGCAUCAGCACUUUAUCUCACAAGGAUUGCCGAAUUCGACCACUUCCCGCCGCCGCAAUGGAGUCCGGUCCAAUCGAGUCGCAUCAGGAAAAGUCCGCCGCCGACAAUGUUCUCCAGGCGCCUCUCUGGGUCACCGUCGUCCGCGGUUUCCAGCUUCUCCUCUCCCUCAUCAUCCUCGCCCUCUGCGCAACGCUGAUGCACGAUGCCUACCUUCCCGAGGAGGGCUUCUCGCUCGCCAUUUCCCUGUUCACCUGGAUUGGUGUCGGCUACAUCGUCCUUACUUCCAAGAUCCCCUCGCUCUACUCGGCCUAUAACAUCAUCGCCGCCAUUGUCAUCGACGCCCUGCUGAUGAUCCUGUGGCUGGCUGCCUUUGCUUCCAUGGCUGCGCGCCGCGCUGGCUACGUCUACGAUGUCACCGUCACCAACUGCUACGAUGACGGCAGCCUCCUCGACAGCAAAACCUGCAGCCGCAAGCGCGCCUUUGAUCUCGUGGAGCGCAGUAAUGUCAUCCUCUUCAAGAGUGGUCUCGCCAUGACUGCUGCCAUUGCCGGUCUUGGCGCCCUGGUCUGGGUCCUCUUCGUCGCUUGCUUUGUCUGGACCCUGAUCAUGUUCCUCCGUGGCCGCAAGGAGGGCCGCUUCGCCAUGGGCAGCACCACUCCCGCCACCCCCAACAACAACUACCAGAUGGAGAACAAGGUCGCCGAGUCCACGCCCAUGUCGCCCCAGACCUACCCCAGCCAGACCCAGCCUCCUCCUCCCCCUCCCCCCAUGGACUUCCAGGACGCCCAGGGCCAAUACCAGCAGCCCGGAUACCCUCCCCAGGGACAACCCUACCAGCAGCCCCAGAGCCCUUAUCAGCAACAGCCGGCCUAUGCUCCUCCCCAGGACCAGCAGAACUUUGGCCAAUAUCCUCCCCAGCAGCAGCCCUACCAGCAGCCCAUCUCACCCCAGAUGACCGGCCAGAGCCAGCCCGUUUCUACCGUCUACAGCAGUGAGCUGGACGGCCACAACCAGUACCAGACUCCCGCCGCUGUGUCUCCUCCUCCCCAGCAGUACCAGCAGCCUUAUCCCCCUCAGCACUAGAGUGGGUGAUGAAAAUAUGAGCUGUACGAACAAAUAUGGAGGCAUUGGCGCGCGGAGUUUGUUUUAGAUUUUGCAACUGGGUACACGCAAGCAGCACAUGCUGAUGUUCGGAAAUUGGGACUAAGAAGCUCGGGGAUGUCGAUAUCUAUUUCAUGUUAUCUUGAACACA